AUGCACGUGGUCCGCACGCACAAGCACGCCGACAAUAAAGCCUACCGCUGCGUUUACGAGCAGGAAGAUCCGCAAUGGAAAGUCAGAAUCAACCUCUCAAAAUACCUAAUGGUGAUCGCCGGCGAAGCCCUCAAAUCCAACAUAACCACAAUCGACCCGUUCGUUCUCCCGCCGUCGGAGCAGCUCUUCUUCCUCUUCACCCUAAUCGUCCGGAAAAUCUUCAAUCCCAAAUGGAAACCCUACAUUCCCGACUUCAAACAGGCCUUCAAACACUUCUGCAUCAACGCUGGCGGCCGCGCUGUCAUCAACGAUUUCCAGAAGAACCUGCAACUCUUGUCGGAGCACGUAGAGGCCUCCAUCCCAGAUGACGUUGCACCGGUUCGAAAACACGUCGUCUUCUUUGCCUUUGUACGAAUUCAACUACAUUAA
Ipomoea nil (Japanese morning glory) is the source of this 429-nucleotide messenger RNA. RefSeq names its product 3-ketoacyl-CoA synthase 5-like. The transcript has a single exon. NCBI's taxonomy places the organism in Eukaryota, Viridiplantae, Streptophyta, Magnoliopsida, Solanales, Convolvulaceae. The coding region runs from base 1 to 429 and encodes 142 amino acids. The record is from RefSeq and is a predicted model, not a curated record. Gene Ontology annotation, molecular function: acyltransferase activity, transferring groups other than amino-acyl groups. Gene Ontology annotation, biological process: fatty acid biosynthetic process. Gene Ontology annotation, cellular component: membrane.